UAAAAGCAAAAAUAUCAAGCAGCUGACAUAUUUAUCCACACACAAACUUUAUUACGCUUGGCGUUAGGUCAAUGGGAGCCUUUCAUUGGACCCGAGGUCCAAAAACAGCCAGCGCGAGCAUCUCCAUUUCAAAUGAAUGGGCAAUGAAAAACCUCUCCUCCGGAUUGCAUCUCCCAGACCCAGUCCCAGGCCGAGAAAGAAGAGAUUACGCAAAAGAAAGCAUAGCAAAAGAUAAACCAGAGGGAGAAGAAGACCAGGAAAGAGCUCGCUGUGAGUGGGAUUUUUCUCUCUCCACCGUCGUCUCUACCAGCGCCGAGGCAGCAGUCUCUGACACCCUAGGCGUCAUCGAAUUCGACCCUUCUAAUACAGUUGUAGCUACUGGAGGAAUUGCCAGGAAGAUUAGGAUUUACACUUUGAAUUCUUUGUUGCCACAAGAUCAGAAUACCCAAGGUGAGCAGAAUAUUACCUUUCUAGACCAUGUUAAUGCAUGUGAGUACUACAUAUGUACCCCAGCUAAGCUUAGUAGCCUUAGAUGGAAACCGGGGUCUGGUGGCCGCCUCUUGGGAUCCGGAGACUAUGACGGGGUUGUCAUGGAAUAUGAUCUAGAGAGGAAACUGCCAAUCUUCGAACGUGAUGAGCAUGGUGGGAGACGGGUUUGGAGCGUGGACUAUUCCCAUUGGGAUCCAUUCGUUGGGGCAUCCGGCUCGGAGGAUGGCACCAUGCAAAUGUGGGACCCACGCUGUGGCGAAGGAGGGGGAUGUGUGGCUAAGGUGCAGCCCGCACUGGCACGUAGGUCGGUUUGCUGCGUCGAGUUCGACCCCUUUGGUGAAGCAUUGAUAGCCGCCGGAUGCGCCGAUCGGAAGGCGUACACCUACGAUGUGCGGAAAAUGGUGGAGCCUCUCCAUGUGUAUGACGGACACACGAAAACCGUGACGUACGUUAGAUUUCUUGAUGCUCAAACAAUGGUUUCAGCCGGGACGGAUGGGUAUUUAAAGCUAUGGAAUAUUAGUGAUUCUCGUUUAAUUAGAACGUACAAAGGACACGUGAAUAGUCGGAGCUUCGUUGGGCUGUCAGUAUGGAGGCAUGGUGGCUUGCUUGGAUGUGGAUCAGAAAAUAACCAGGUGUUUGUUUAUGAUAAGAGAUGGGGUGAGCCCAUUUGGGUGCAUGGGUUCGAGCCAUUGGGUAGAGCUGGCGGGCGCGACCAUGGUUUCGUCAGUAGCGUGAGCUGGAGGCAAGUCCAUGAAGAGCAGUGCACACUUGUGGCAGGGGGUUCAAAUGGGGUUUUACAGGUUUUUGUGGGCAGAAGGAAAACAUGAUCUUCCUUCUCCCCAUUUUAGCAUGUAGUUACCACGAAUUAAGAGUUUUUUUUAACUUUUAAUUGCGUAUCAACGAUGGGAUUAUAGGGUUUUAAUCUACCCAAAAAGAAAAAUAUUAUUGGAGGACAAGGAAAGGAAGACAGAUUAUGAUAUUAGCUUUAGUUUUUGGUUGUUUUUUGAGAUAUAUGCUAACUAACAGCUGCUUCAUGAAGGUACAGCUGGUUUAGGCUGA
Molecule: messenger RNA, 1548 nt
Organism: Theobroma cacao (cacao)
Lineage: Eukaryota; Viridiplantae; Streptophyta; Magnoliopsida; Malvales; Malvaceae
Gene: RUP2
Product: Transducin/WD40 repeat-like superfamily protein
Biological process (GO): response to UV-B
Molecular function (GO): protein binding
Source: RefSeq, a predicted model, not a curated record